Messenger RNA from Nerophis lumbriciformis (worm pipefish), 1638 nucleotides. Lineage: Eukaryota; Metazoa; Chordata; Actinopteri; Syngnathiformes; Syngnathidae. The record is from RefSeq and is a predicted model, not a curated record.
AUGGAGAAAGUGUCUGCAUUGAAAGACCAAGGCAACAAAGCUCUGACUGCAGGAAAUAUUGAUGAGGCGAUACGCUGCUACACUGAAGCUGUGACUCUCGACCCCAAAAACCAUGUCCUCUUCAGCAACCGCUCAGCUGCCUAUGCCAAAAAAGGCAAUUAUCAAAAGGCUCUUGAGGAUGCUUGUGAGACCAUCAAGAUAAAGCCAGACUGGGGCAAGGGUUACUCUCGCAAGGCUGCGGCACAAGAAUUUCUUGGACGACUCGAGAAUGCAAAAGCGACGUAUCAAGAGGGUCUCCAACAUGAGCCAAACAACCAGCAGCUAAAGGAGGGUUUACAGAACAUUGAGGCCCGCCUUGCAGAGAAAUCAAUGAUGAACCCUUUCGCGGUGCCUAACAUGUAUCAAAAGCUGGAGAAUGACCCUCGAACCCGUGAGCUAUUGGCAGAUCCAAGCUACAAAGAACUCCUGGAGCAACUCAGGAACAACCCAUCCGCACUCGGCACGAAACUUCAAGAUAAGAGAGUGAUGACCACACUCUCUGUGUUGCUGGGGCUAAACUUGUCCGGAAUGGAUGAAGAAGAUGAGCCCGCACCUCCUCCUCCUACUGCUCCUACAAAACGUAAAGAGACACAGCCUCCUCCUUCCACAAAUGAGGAUCUUCCUGAGAACAAGAGAAAUGCCUUGAAAGAAAAGGAACUUGGGAAUGCUGCCUAUAAGAACAAGGACUUUAAUACAGCACUGAAGCAUUAUGAAGAAGCAGUCAAGCACGAUCCUACCAACAUGACUUAUAUUUCAAAUCAAGCUGCUGUUUACUUCGAGAAAGGGGAUUUUGAGAAGUGCAGGGAGCUCUGUGAGAAGGCUAUUGAUGUUGGCAGAGAGAACCGUGAAGACUACAGACAAAUUGCAAAGGCACUGGCUAGGAUUGGUAACUCGUACUUCAAGCAAGAAAAGUAUAAAGAAGCAGUUCAGUAUUUUAACAAGAGUUUAACAGAGCAUCGCACCCCUGAUGUCUUGAAAAAGUGUCAACAGGCAGAGAAAAUCCUGAAAGAGUUGGAGAAACAAGCCUACAUAAAUCCUGACUUAGCUCUGGAAGAGAAGAACAAGGGCAACGAGGCUUUCCAGAAGGGAGACUACCCGCUUGCCAUGAAACAUUACAGUGAGGCCAUCAAAAGAAACCCGAAUGAUGCGAAGCUCUUUAGUAACCGAGCUGCCUGCUACACUAAACUGUUGGAGUUUCAACUUGCCUUGAAGGAUUGUGAGGAGUGCAUCAAACUUGAACCCACAUUCAUUAAAGGCUACACACGCAAAGCAGCAGCUUUGGAGGCAAUGAAAGAUUUUUCAAAAGCCAUGGAUGUGUAUCAGAAGGCUUUAGAGCUUGAUUCUUCUUCAAAGGAAGCCACAGAAGGCUUACAACGCUGCAUGGUCAGUCAGGCAAUGAGGAACGACAGUCCUGAGGAAGUGAAGCAAAGAGCAAUGGCCGAUCCUGAGGUGCAGCAGAUAAUGUCCGACCCCGCCAUGCGCAUGAUCCUUGAGCAAAUGCAGAAGGAUCCUCAGGCACUGAGCGACCACUUGAAGAAUCCUGUCAUUGCAAGGAAAAUUCAGAAACUACUGGAUGUCGGGCUCAUAGCCAUUCACUGA